Messenger RNA from Fusarium poae, 2031 nucleotides. RefSeq lists its product as uncharacterized. Lineage: Eukaryota; Fungi; Ascomycota; Sordariomycetes; Hypocreales; Nectriaceae. Bases 1 to 2031 code for a protein of 676 amino acids. The record is from RefSeq and is a predicted model, not a curated record. Gene Ontology annotation, molecular function: DNA-binding transcription factor activity, RNA polymerase II-specific; zinc ion binding; RNA polymerase II cis-regulatory region sequence-specific DNA binding. Gene Ontology annotation, cellular component: nucleus. Gene Ontology annotation, biological process: positive regulation of transcription from RNA polymerase II promoter by galactose; DNA-templated transcription. The transcript has 4 exons.
AUGAGCAUAAAACAACAUGUUCUUAUCCACGAACGACGCGAUACCGUUCAGGUCGUCGAGACUCAUGGUGAUAAAGCAAAUCCUGUGCCCCAGCAACGGGAUUUGCCCAACGAUGUCUCGAGUGACUGUUCUGGUGCUAGUUCAGUACCCUUGAGGCCAGAAAGUUACGAUUAUUCUAUCCGUCUUGGCGAGAACAACUUUGGUUCUGUCAUGAAUGAGGCCUCGAGGAAACUAUCAGGAAAGCCCGCCUCCAACUUUCUUGGAGUUGAUCAGAUUCGUCGAGCUAUUGAAUACAGGACUGUUGGCUCCAUUGGCGGGGCCCUCGCAGCUUUUGACAUGGAGACUUGGAUGGGAGUGUUGCAGCUUUGGGACGAAGAAGUCGGACUCCAGUAUCCUCUUCUUAACAUACACCAACUUCUCAAUGAGAUUGAUGGAGCGAAACAAAAUGCCGCUUCGCCAAAGCCUUCUCCAAGUUCCAAUUAUCAGUAUGCCGCCGACAUCGCUUUUCUUGUGCUUGCUAUACUUUCAUGUAUCAAGGACGCAAGUGCAAUUGAAGUGGCUGAUCCCGCCGUUCAACAACUUCAUGGAAUAGUCCUGGUGCAAGUUCACACUGGCCGCCUUAGACGGGAAUCUAUGGUACUGUUACUUCUCACUGCUGUUUACUCAUUCCUUAUCGACCGCGAGAUUCUCGCCUGGAGAUCUACAGGAACGGCUCUGCGCUUGCUUCAGGAACUCGAUUGCGAAGAUAAUAGCGGCCACGACAAUGAUAUAGAUGACAAAUUAUUCUGGACAGUCUAUACACUAGAUAGGCGAUGGAGCUUUGGUACAGGGUUGCCUUUUGCCGUUUCGGAUACCGACAUAACCAGAAGGUCUAAGCCGGAUGAUGAAAGCAUCUCGUCAGCAUACUUGAACCAGAUGAUUUCUUACUGCAAUAUUGCUUCGGAUGUUCGAAAGUCAUUGUUUGACCAAUCACCCUCCGCUUUAUCAACCACGUCAACACGCGAUUUCCUCGAGUUCCGUGUUUUGCAGUGGCAACAGAAUUUACCAGAGAAAUUACGGUUUCAAGGCCCUCGGGACAAUUUCGACCCUUCCAAAGAAUCUCGAGGUGAAUUCAGGCUUCGGUUGCUGCUCUAUCUGAGGGCCAACCAAAUGAGGAUAGUCAUCCACCGCAAGUUUGCCACGAGGUCAGAAACGGAUAAUCUCGACCCUUUAACAACUCGCCCCAUGGUUGAGGUUGCCCAGAGCACCAUCCACGUGCUUCUUUCGGUCGCUCGUGAGACGGACAUCUACUACGCCCAGCAUAAGACUUUUAAUCACUUUCUAGAAACAGCUCUGUCAUCACUGCUUUUGGUUAUGUGUUCACCUGCGGCGUCCCAUCAUUCGUCAUGUUUGACAGAUGUCUUUAUGGCAAUGGACUUUAUAGGGCAACUCGCUAAAAGGUCACCUAUUUCUGAAAAGUUGAAGAAUAAGCUGCAGGGCAUUCAGCAACUGAUUUUCGAAGCCAACAGGCAGAGUUUGAGACCCUCAUAUCUUCACACAAUGAACGCCGCAGCAUCAGAAGGCUCCUCACGAAGAAACGAUGCAGCAGCAAUUGUGCAUACAGAACCCAGCAAACCCGCAGGACAGCCUCAGCACUCAGAACAAGUAGAGCUACUCACGAAUACACUCAACACAUGGGCACCGAUACAGCAGCUACCAUUGCAACAAAUAAGAAGCAACACCGCUCCAGAUUCGCAGGUAGAAACGAUAGUUCCGUCGCCAACGGCAUCUAUUCCAAAGCCCUCGCAGCCGAUCUGGAUCAAUUAUGAGGGUUCUACAAAUCUUGUAGUUGCAGGUAAUCCAUCUGAUGGAAGUUCCCCGGCACAGGGUGGGUCAUACGAAAGUGUCCCGAGAACUGAAGGAUUAUGGCCGUUUGCAUCCCCAGAUCCUAUGGGUCCAAAUGAAAUGGACUUGACCAGUGAGGAUCUCGCCAUAUUUCGUUCUCCGGACAUGGCCGAAAUAUUGAAAGAUUAUGAUUCUUUUUUCUUUUAA